GCCGAUUUGAUCCGCUGGAAUCUGCUGUGGGAAGCGCUGCGGGCUCCGUGAGCAGCUCUGCGGAGCGGCGUGCGUGGAGGGCGGCCCUGCGGCGACUGCCCAGGGAUGUGAGCGGCCCCCGCGAGGCCGAGCGCGCCCGCCCGGGCUCCUGCCUCGCCGACCCUUUGUGCGGGGGGAAAACCCGCCUGGAGCCGGGGAUGAUGUCGGUGGAAGGGUCUACGAUAACGAGUCGGAUCAAGAACCUGCUUCGCUCCCCUUCCAUCAAGCUGAGGAGAAGCAAGCCUGGCAACAAGCGGGAGGACAUAGGCAGCAAGGUGACCUUGGAAAAAGUGCUGGGGAUAACCGUGUCAGGAGGCAGAGGAUUAGCCUGCGACCCCAGAACUGGCCUUGUUGCUUAUCCAGCAGGGUGUGUUGUUGUGCUGUUCAACCCUAGAAAAAAUAAGCAACACCAUAUUCUAAACAGCUCCAGGAAAACAAUCACAGCCCUUGCUUUCUCUCCAGAUGGAAAAUACCUGGUUACAGGAGAGAGCGGCCACAUGCCGGCGGUGCGCGUGUGGGACGUGGCCGAGCGCACGCAGGUGGCGGAGCUGCAGGAGCACAAGUACGGCGUGGCCUGCGUCGCCUUCUCGCCCAGCGCCAAGUACAUCGUCUCGGUGGGCUACCAGCACGACAUGAUUGUCAACGUGUGGUCCUGGAAGAAAAACAUUGUGGUGGCAGCCAACAAAGUCUCAAGCAAAGUGACAGCUGUGUCAUUCUCGGAGGACUGCAGUUACUUUGUCACUGCUGGAAAUCGGCAUAUCAAGUUCUGGUACCUAGAUGACAGCAAAACCUCCAAGGUGAAUGCCACAGUCCCCUUGCUGGGUCGCUCCGGUUUGCUUGGGGAACUGAGGAACAACUUCUUCGCAGAUGUGGCAUGUGGAAGGGGCAAGAAGGCUGACAGCACCUUCUGUAUCACCUCCUCAGGCCUGUUGUGUGAAUUCAACGAGAAAAGGCUGCUUGACAAGUGGGUGGAGUUGAGGAAUACAGACAGCUUCACAACCACUGUGGCCAACUGCAUCUCGGUGAAUCAUGACUACAUCUUCUGCGGCUGCGCCGACGGCACCGUGCGCAUUUUCAACCCCCUGAACCUUCACUUUGUCACCACGCUGCCCAAGCCGCAUUUCUUGGGGACGGAUAUCGCGAGCGUGACAGAAGCCAGUCGGCUCUUCUCCGGCAUGGCUGAUGCCAAGUAUCCAGACACGAUUGCCCUCACCUUUGACCCCACCAACCAGUGGCUUUCCUGUGUGUACAACGACCACAGCCUGUACGUGUGGGAUGUCAGAGACCCCAAGAAAGUGGGCAAGGUUUACUCUGCUCUGUACCAUUCCUCUUGCGUGUGGAACAUCGAGAUGUAUCCGGAGGUGAAGGACAACAACCAGUCGUGCCUGCCCCCUGGUUCCUUCAUCACCUGUUCAUCCGACAACACCAUUCGCCUGUGGAAUACGGAGAGCUCCAACAUUCAUGGCACAGCUCUGCACCGCAACAUCCUCAGCAACGACUUGAUGAAGAUCAUCUAUGUAGAUGAUAACACUCAGGUACUCCUGGAUACCGACUACAACUCGGGCGGCAGCGCGGACAAAGCGGACGCGCAGGUGCUGGACACAAAGGUGGGGAUACGCACGGUGUGCGUGAGCCCCGGCGGGGAGCACCUGGCCUCGGGGGACAGGAUAGGCACCCUCAGGAUAUAUGAGUUGCAGUCUUUGAGAGAGAUGCUGAAGGUGGAAGCCCAUGACUCUGAGAUCCUCUGUCUGGAGUACUCCAAACCUGACACAGGGUUAAAGCUGCUAGCCUCAGCCAGUCGGGAUAGGUUGAUUCAUGUCUUGGAUGCUGGAAAGGAUUACAGCCUGCAGCAGACCCUGGAUGAACAUUCCUCUUCCAUCACUGCUGUGAAAUUUGCAGCUAACGAUGGGAAAGUGCGAAUGAUCAGCUGUGGGGCAGACAAAAGCAUCUAUUUCCGCACUGCGCAAAAGACAGGAGAAGGAGUUCAGUUUACUCGAACACAUCACAUUGUUAGGAAGACCACUCUGUAUGACAUGGAUGUGGACCCCAGCUGGAAAUAUGCUGCUAUUGGUUGCCAAGACCGUAACAUCAGGGUUUUCAACAUCAGCAGUGGGAAGCAGAAGAAGCUUUACAAAGGAUCACAAGGUGAAGAUGGGACUCUCAUCAAAGUGCAAACUGACCCGUCUGGUCUUUAUAUUGCAACCAGUUGUUCUGACAAGAACCUCUCCAUCUUUGAUUUCUAUUCUGGCGAGUGUGUUGCUACCAUGUAUGGGCAUUCAGAGAUUGUAACUGGGAUGAAAUUUAGUAAUGACUGCAAACAUCUGAUCUCUGUUUCUGGUGACAGCUGCAUCUUCAUAUGGCGCCUGAGCUCGGAGAUGACCAUCAACAUGCGGCAGCGGCUGUCCGACAUGAGGCAGAGGGGGAAGCAGGCAGAAAAGUCUCCUCCACACAAGACAGCUGGACUCAUGAGGCAUGAGUCCAUCUCAGCCCUAUCAUCUGUGCCUGCACUCUCGUCAGACAGCGACAAGGAUGGUGAAGAUGAUGGGAAUGAUGAAGAUGAGUUACGUGGGCUGCAGUCUUUCCAUAUUCAGUCGAAUUGUAAUGCUGAGAAAGACUCAGAUACAGACCUUAGCCUCUCAAGAAGCCUCUCCCACUGGGAAAUGAGGAGGGCGAAGGAGAUCGCCGCGAUCCAGCGCUCGGAGGCAGCCGUGAGCAAGAUGCCCCGGCAGCGCGGGCGCUGGUCGCAGCCGAGCAGCAGCAUCGAGAUGACGGUGAAGUCCAUGCUCGACCUGCGUCAGCUGGAGUCUUUCUCUGUUUCCCGUUCCCCAAGUCGAGACUCGUUGUCCCAAAACAGCAAUGGGGAUGACAGAGAGGAGCAGGCCGAUCUCCUCGUGCACAUGAACAAAGUUGGAGGCUCAAUAACUACCCAGGACAACCGGUCUUGUGCACGACCCCAAGUGAUUCGGCUGGUGUCUUGUGAAGAGGGGAUUUUCUCUCAGGAACUGGAACCUUGUGAGAGUGAGGAGUGUGUAAUCUACCCUGAGCAAGAUGAAAUCCAUCCCACAGACCCUAGCAGUGAGUUCCAGGUAAAAGCGCUGCCGCAUGGGAAGCUAAGUAGAGGUUAUCACAGUAAUGGAUGCCCAGACAAACACAGCCCUGACAGUGCCUGCUCUGUAGAUUACAGCAGCAGUCGCCUGUCCAGCCCAGAUCAUCCAAAUGAAGAUUCUGAAAGCACUGAGCCCCUAAGUGUGGAUGGCAUCUCAGAUCUGGAGGGAGAGGAGGGAGAAGAUGAUGCAGGUACUGGCCUGCUGGAGGGAGAAAUCCCUCAGAUACCGGAUCAGGAAAAGUUCCUCAAGCAGCAUUUUGGGACCUUGGGCAGCACUGACGGACAAGGUGGCUCAUGUAGAGCUCUGGAAAGAACUGAAAACCUCAGCAUCUCCUCGCGCUUUCUUUCCCAGUCCCCAGCUCUCAGAUAUUUGUCCCUCUCCUCAUCGAAUCUGACACUGGAUUCAAAGAGCAUCGAGCCUCCAGCCCAGACCAAUGGGACUGCUCCGGACCUGCUGAAAAAUGGCAGCAGCCAUCCUGGUGAUGCCUUGGAGAACGACCACCUCCUGGAGGGUGUGAAUUCCCAUCGGGCUGUUUAUGCCCAGAAGAAACGCAAGUCGGCUUUAGAGAGCAGCCGAGUUGGUAUGGGGCCCGGCCGAGUUAUGGCCUCCUUUCCAGAAGGCCCUGUGAAUGCAGUGAUGAGGAAGGCACAGUCCGUUCAUGACCUCGUUCAUGAGGAUAAGGGUCCUGGAGUGGUAUCCUCUGCCAAGCAGCGUCCUCAGACUCUUACGGUGAUUGAGAAAGAUCCCAGACCUAACAAUUGCAGGGUCUUGUCAGCCAGUUUGCUGAAGAUGGAUGGAUCUGGUGCUCUGCUGGCCAAAGAUGUCAGGGCUGCAAAACCCAAGUCCUACAUGAACCCCACGACCAGCUUCCGGGCUAAGAUGUCAAGGAGUAUAUCUGUAGGGGAAAACCUGUAUCUCGGUUGCUCUGCUGAAGUGUUGACUGAGGGGAGGACUAGCCCUCCAGUGGCAGAGAAGAUGCAACUCACUCCCCCAGCAGAGGCUGAGAAGAAUAAGCUACCAGUGAAGGAAAAAGAAAAUGUUCCAGUGAAGCCAACAGUUCAGCCAGUUGUAAACUGCUCGUCUCCCAAGUCCUUUCACAGCAAGCUGGCAUCGUCAAAUCGAGCACACCUGAUCCUUGACAUUCCUAAGCCAUUACCUGACAGACCUACGCUGGCCUCCUUCUCACCCACUACCAAAUCCAAAACGCUGCUUGAGCCACAGUCUCCACAGUCACCUGCUGGGGCCUGUAAAAAGAAGCCUUUUCCUGAAGGCCGAUCCUCCAAGAGGGAGAAUCACACUACUGGGCCUCUGGUUCCUGGUAAAGAGGCUCCACUAGGACUUACUAAGGACAGCCCAACGGAGAGUCUGGGCUCAAGGACAGAUUGCCAGGAUGAGCCAGGGGUCACGAACCCAAAGCUGAGAGAGUUUUCAGAAGGCCGGCAGCAAAGGUCUCCUGCAAGCGCGUUGCCCCGGUGCAGGGAGAUGACCACCGGCAUUGCCUGCGUGCUAGACGAGCAGCCUGGACUUUGCCCACUAGACCCCAUCAGGCCGAGGUCUCCUACGUCUCUAACGGCCUCGGCACAGGUCUCAGAGCAUUGCAUCAGCGUAGAGCAGUGCGAGCACGUGGUGUCUGAGCUCCAGGAGAGCAUGCGCAGAGCCAUCCACCUCUACCGCGCGGUGUUAAAUGAUACGGAGUCUUCUACUGACAAAGAUAAGAUAGCUGGUCUCCUGACAGAAACAUUCUCCUUAGUGAAGAAAGAAUUGGACUCCCUAAAAGAUGAAGAAGAGCUUCCAAAGGCUAAGGAGGUUCUGGUGAAGCCACAGGAUACCACUAAGCCACUGAAUGAGGGAUGCAGUGCCAAUCUCCCCAGCCCCAAGAGUUUGGGGGAUGAGCAGACGCUAGCUUUGCUGGAGCAGUACUCAGAGCUGUUGCUACAAGCUGUGGAACGGCGCAUGGACAAAAAACUCUAAAGGGGUCUUUUUCAGGUGUUUGUGGAUACACGGAAAUAAUCCCAAGAGGAGGACCACAGAAGCCUUGGACAAAUGGAUUAUCGUGCUGGUCGAGGUGGUGGGGAGGCCUUUGUAAAUUUGACAUCCUCAAGCCCAUACAAGUGACAUGCUCUAAUUCUUAGCAAUGUGCUGGCCACAAUUUUAAUAUUUUUUCCCAUGCUCUUCAACUUCCUGUCUCUAUACAAAGUCUUGAAAGAGGAGUUUGGAGAAAUUUCUUUGAAAUUUCUUCAUAGCCAGGAUGUCAGGAUGUUUGGCACUUAAACAAAGGAAAAUCCAGUUUAUCCAAGGAAAUUCUGAACUGCUGACUAAAAACAAAGGAGUCCAAGUGAAGCCAAUCCUUUUCACACCAGGGUUUCAUCAGAAUCCAGAAGCAGACUUUUUAUGUGUUUAUUUAUUAAUUUAUUUUUCUGACUGUUGCUCUGUCACGUUUGUGGCUUUUUCCUUUGUCCUUUAAAAAAAGGUAAUCCCUUUGCUAUAUCCCUGCGAAAAACAAUCUCUGUAUUAUAAACCCCCAACAGGGAGACAGGCUGGAGUGUCUGUGCAAUGACUGAACUGUUUUCUGCUUAAAUCUUGUCUUGUUCAUCUUUCUUUUCCUGCCUGAGUUUGGUACCUGCAGUAAUUCUACUGUUAUCGUGACUACCCUGUUGGCUUUUCUCUUUCUUUAAGGACAGUCCCCACACCGUAUUUGAUCCGUGUUCACCUCAAGGAGAAAAUUCUGCAAGCCUUGGGUCAAGCUUUGGAGAUUAUUUAAGAUCAGUAUUGAAAUUUUAGCCUGGAAUUUGAUAUUAUAUUGAUAUAUGGAUUUUUUCUGCAGAUGCUCUAAAAGAAGGGAUGUAGAUGCAAAUAUGAACAUUCAUUUCAGCCUUUUUUCAUGAUUAGGAAUUGGCUGUUGACUUUAAUAUCGCUGACUCUGGAAAAUUUGGGGAUGAUGAUUUAUUUGUUAAAGAAGUGACGUGGAAGACCUGCGUUCCAUCCCUUACAGCAUAAAUUUGGAUAUGAGAAAUCUUCAAUUUAAAUACUGCUUCAUAUAAUAUGUUGAUUUCAUUGUCUUGAUAGGAGAACAUUUUGUUCUUGUUUUUCCAAAGAGGCAAAAUAUUUACACUCCAAGAAUGGUGGGAUUCUGUUACCUUUUGUAAAGCUAUUUCAACUAUCCACAGAAAAUGGUCUUGUCACAGACUUCCAAACAAGUAUUUUGGGAUGUGUUUACUACCAUUUUUUCCUCCUAGAUUCUUUCAUGAAUUUCUUGACUGAGAAACAGAGAAUCUUCCCCCCUUGUAUUUGUGUGUGCAAUACUCUUCUCACCCUGUGGGACUUAAUCCAGCCUAGAUGGGUUAAACUGUCUAGUGAUGAUGACAAGCUAAUGGAGAGGAGGAGGAAACAAAAAACAAAAACUCUUUAGCACCUUCCCCUUUUAUCCCCCUCCCCUCCUUCUCACAGUGGAGAUAGAUACCCAGACUGCUUUAUUUCUUCCUCCAUCUCCAUUCUUUCUUGUAUUGGAGGCAGAGCAGUACAAUUCCAAUUUAUAAAAGAAGGCAAGGAAGCUUGAAGCGUUUGGUGGGUAAGAGUAUACAUUUGUGUGUCCAUGGAAGUCACUUAAAGGUGGCCAGACUGCGACAUGUUGUUCCACAGGUUAAAGGCUUAAAGCAUUUUUAUGUUACAUUAUUGUUCUGGCUGGUUUGGCCAUUCUUUGAAACCCUGGGGCGCUCUGACAUUCAGUCUGUUGACUGACUUGGUUUUCCUGCCUUUCUGCUGGGCAGGCUGGCACUGGAUGACCUUUUUCCUCAGCGUGCCCCAGGGCUCGGGGAAUCUGCUGUUCUUGCUCUCCCACCACAGGUGUGUUGGCUGGUCCUCGUUGCUGGCUGCUGCAGGGCUUGGCAGGAUGGGGAGCAUUUCCAGGGCUUUCCAGCUACUUCCACCUCUAAUUUCAGCCUGACUCAUCUUGUGUGUCAGAUGUUCUUGCUAGCUUUCCUUCCAUGGGGCUGUACUGAAACUUUACAAGUCCUGUUUCAACCUUGCAUUGAAUUAGAUGAGGUGCUGGCUUUCAUGGGCAGUGUCUCUUGCAGAGAAAAGUUUAGUGAAGGAGGACGAGCUGAAAAGUAGAGGAAUUUUCUGGGAGUUUCCUUGAGUGCAGGGUGUGCUGGAGGUGCUGCAUGCGGCAUGGAUGGUGGUACGAGUGAUGGAGUUGGUCUGGGUCAAGCUUGCUUCUGAGGUGAUGCUUCUUUUCUUCAUCCACUUUCAGACUGUGAACAUAUGUCCCCAGUACACAGGAAUCUUUUUGCUGUGCUGGGGCCACGAGACACUCAGGUAAAAUAGCAGUCCCUUCAACCCAUGUAUCUUUUUGUAUUGAAGAUAAUGGCUUGGGGGUCUUUUAUAUUACUUCCCUGUGCAAUUUUAUUCCAUUUUAUUGCUUAAAGUAUAAGAUAGUGACAAAAGGGAUCAGAGAUAAUAUAGGAGAGCGAGUGGCCAGAAUGAACAGAUAAUGUUGCAGUUCUCAUCAAGAAGAAAAGCAACAAGCAGUGAAGUUCACAGAGAGAUAUGAAAUAAAGUGCCUUGGAAAUAAGUCACAUGAAGCAAAUCUGAUAUUUUUUAUGCUAAUUGGGGGGCUUUGCUGUGUGGAAGGGAUUUUGCCUAUGAUCAAGGCUGCAUAUGGAAAACAACUGAGGCUAAAUUCUAAUCAGAAUGAUGGUAAGAGAGGUGUCAAGCAAGUAGAUUAGUUGGAGGGUGGUAGUGUAAUUGGAAAUAGAGUAGUAGAUGUAGGACAUUCAGGGAAAUAAGUUAGAGACAAUGUUGGCUUGAGGAACACUGUUGGCCAACAGCUGUGAAAGAUGCAGUACACAAAGGCUUAAGGAAAGUAGAUUUAGGGUAGAGUUGGUGAUUGUUAAUUUAAGAAUGUGUUGAAUAGAUGCUUUGCAGCUGUAUUUCUUGGGCUCUUUUUUUUCCCACUUGUUGUCCCCUAAGCAGCUAUUCUUUAAAGGCAAAGUUGUGAACAAGGCAUGUACGUUACAAAUUGAGUAGUAGAAGAGAGUAGUGCCACAAGUUUGAUGAGAUGAGGAUGCAACUGAAUCUUUCUGGAUGACUUUCUAUUGCUGGCAAUAGGAAUUAUUCCCCCAAAAGAAAAUCAGUUUCCAGUGCAAAGAGGGCAUAAAUGUGUUAUAUUUGGUUACCCCUGGCUGAGUAUGUUUCACCGUAAGCUGUCUGUUAGGUCAGGUAGAAAAAUACUGAAUGACAACUGCCUGGGAAGUGAAGCAGCUUGAUGGAGGUGGUAAUAUUGGAAUCCAUUCCUUUCACUGGUGCCGGUGGUUGUUAGCAUAGGUGCAACCAGGCAGGUAUUCGAACAAAUGAUUAGUCUAACAAAGACUGUGAAAAGAAUUUGGACCUAUCUGUGCUCCUCUUUACAUAGUACUGUCCCUCGUGUCCGGCGGUCCUGGCCGAAACCAGAAGAACUGUUUUUCAUCUCAACUGUAAA
Messenger RNA from Nothoprocta perdicaria, 8622 nucleotides. RefSeq names its product mitogen-activated protein kinase binding protein 1 (gene MAPKBP1). Bases 198 to 5117 code for a protein of 1639 amino acids. Gene Ontology annotation, molecular function: protein binding. The transcript is spliced from 31 exons. The record is from RefSeq and is a predicted model, not a curated record. NCBI's taxonomy places the organism in Eukaryota, Metazoa, Chordata, Aves, Tinamiformes, Tinamidae.